GUUCAAAUGAGAACCUGGCACAGACAAGCUCUGGAAAUACAUGAACGUUGAAUACAAUACCUUGAGAAAACAAUACAAGGAGAAAGCAUUAUGUCCAACGAAAGCAAGAUGAACAUCAACCUCCUAUUGCUUGGAAGGACGCAGAGUGGGAAAAGUGCCUCAGGAAACACCCUUUUAGGCAGCAUCGACUUCGCCAGCUACCUGUCCCCUUGUUCGGUGACCACAUCUUGCCGUCUAGGCAACAGCUGUCACAUUUCAGGUCUUGCACGCCGGAAUGGUAGCAAACUAGAAGUACAAAUGCAUGUACUAGACACUCCUGGAUAUCCUCACAGUAGCUUGAGCAAAGAGCAGGUAUGUCAAGAGGUGAAAAGUGCUUUAGCGCAGCACUUUGGAGAAAAGGGUCUGCAUUUGGCACUUUUGGUCCUGCGAGCUGAUGUCCCACUUUGUGAAGAGGAAGAUGACUGUACAACCCAGUUAGUUCAGGAACUUCUGGGUCCUUCUGGGUACCGGAAGGCUUAUACUGCUGGCCCGUAUUUACUCAUGCAGAUCGAAGCCGAGGACGGCUAA
Molecule: messenger RNA, 567 nt
Organism: Sphaerodactylus townsendi
Lineage: Eukaryota; Metazoa; Chordata; Lepidosauria; Squamata; Sphaerodactylidae
Gene: GIMD1
Product: GIMAP family P-loop NTPase domain containing 1
Exons: 3
Coding region: 91-567 (158 amino acids)
Molecular function (GO): GTP binding
Source: RefSeq, a predicted model, not a curated record